AAGUGGGCCCUGUUUUGCUUCAAUUGACAAGCAUCGCGACCUAUAUAACACCCCAUGAUCUAUCAAACUUCCACAUUGCCAAGCUCAUCAGCAUCAUUGUUCAAUCAUAGACAAGAUAUAGUCUUUUUGUUCUGUUUUGUUACUUUCAAAACCAACGACUCCUCCAUGGCAUCGGCUAGCUCUUUGGCUUUGGGUUCAUUGGCCAUCUUUGGUCUGGCUAUGGCACUGGGAACUUUGAGCUCCCAAGCUGAGGGUCGGGCCUUUUUUGUGUUUGGAGACUCACUUGUUGACAAUGGCAACAACAACUACUUAGCCACCACUGCUCGCGCUGACUCUCCUCCUUAUGGCAUUGACUAUCCAACUGGUCGACCCACUGGCCGUUUCUCCAAUGGCUUCAACAUCCCUGAUUUUAUCAGCCAGCAACUUGGUGCAGACUCCACAUUGCCAUAUUUGAGUCCAGAGCUCACUGGACAGAAGCUACUAGUUGGUGCCAACUUUGCCUCUGCUGGCAUUGGCAUCCUCAAUGACACUGGAAUUCAGUUUGUCAGUACUAAUUACUUUUAUGCA
This is a messenger RNA of Prunus avium (sweet cherry), 567 nucleotides long. Lineage: Eukaryota; Viridiplantae; Streptophyta; Magnoliopsida; Rosales; Rosaceae. The record is from RefSeq and is a predicted model, not a curated record.